GGCGCCUAUUAAUGAUAUAUUGAGCCUAUCAGCAUCAUUAUCAUCUAAAUAACGCGAUGCGUUGGUUUGUCUGGAGUACUUUUCUGCAUCAUCGGCGAAAACCGGCGUCGUUUUCAUUUCGAUCUGCAUAUAAUGUAAAUAAUGAAGUUUUAACCUGUUCACCUAGUGGUUAUCGGACAUUUUAUAGUCUUUCCACUGUAUACUGUAGCUAUAAUAAUAAUGCUCGUUGGAUAAAUCAGCGUAUGCGUUACAAACCCCACAGUGCUGGUAGAAACAAUUUCGACACUGACACACUUUUGAAAAAUGGGCAUCUGAUUCAAGCAAAAUUAUAUGGUAUUACAAAGUCAUGCGCCUAUGUAAUAAAUCCAUACGAUGGUCAACGUAUUUAUAUUUAUCAUGAUAAUCGAUGCGAUGCACUCGAUGGAGAUAUUGUACUAGUUCGACUACUGCCUAUUAAUGAAUGGAGAGUUACUGGUAUUGAAAAUUCUGAAAUGCUCGAUCGAAAUGUUUCAGAAAAGGAGGCGAUUAGUUCAGAGAUCGAUCAGUCCUCUGAGGUGACGGAUACUUCUGCUUUUGAUUCUCCUCUUGAUCCUGUAAUUGAAAGUGAUGUUGCUGUGUCUACUGCACUCAUGGAUCAGACGUUAUCAGCACCUAUGGAAUUUAAAAAAUAUUGGUUCUAUAGUGUUAAACAAGUAAUAAAAGGUUUUGAGCAUAUAUCAGACAAUUCAACAUUAGAUAUUCUUAAAGACUUAGAUUUAUCGCAUACACCGAGUGCUGCAUGUCCUUUACCAUGUCCCAAUCUAGUACGUGUAGGUGUAGUGAAAAAAGUUGUCAAAUCGAAUCCAAGCAAUGAAAAAAUAUUGGGUCGUUUAGCUUUUUAUCCAAAUUUUAUAACACGUGGCUUUGAGAAUACUGAACCGCUCAAAGUUCUACCUUCAGGCAAUACCUUCCGUUGUGUUUUACUUCCGCAUUCUAAUCGAUAUCCUCCUGUUAAAUUGGAUUCAUCUACUAUACCCUCUGAUGCUAUGAAGAAUGUACAAUUGGGUUUAGAGAACAGUUAUGUUUGUCGAAUUACAAAUUGGGAUACGAAAUCAAAAUAUCCUAUGGGAGUGAUUGAAGAACACUUGGGAAAUUUGGAUGAAUUAGAAAGAGAAACAAAAAGUAUCCUUAUCGAAUAUGGUAUCAAAGAGGAGCAGUUCACAUCUGAGGAUUUAAAAGGUUUACCAAUUAACCCGUGUGAUUUCAAAAUACCAGAAAGUGAAUAUAAAAAGCGUAAAGACUUUCGUUCUCAUUGUGUAAUGACAAUAGAUCCAGCUAGUGCAAAAGAUUUCGAUGAUGCCUUGCAUAUCCAACAAUUAAACAAUGGCUUAUAUGAAGUUGGUAUACAUGUUGCAGAUGUAUCGUAUUUUGUUUACCCAAAUAGUCCACUGGAUAGAAGAGCUGCAGAUAGUACUACUUCAGUUUAUCUUGUUCAACGAGUUAUUCCUAUGUUGCCACCAAUUCUUUCACAGCAUUUAUGUAGUCUUAUUCCAAAUGAAGAUCGAUUGGCUUUUUCAAUGCUACUGACAGUUAAGGAGAAUGGUGAGAUCAUUGAUGAAUGGUUUGGUCGAAGCAUAAUUCGAUCACGCUGUCGACUGACUUAUGAUGAAGCAUGGAGUAUUAUCCAGAUGGCAGAUUCAAAUUCACCUGUAGAAAAAAAUUCAAGUUUGAUAGAUAUAUUGCCUAAGCCUGAAGCUCCUUUCACUUUUCAAGAUCUUCAAAACAGUUUGUCUGCUUUGCAUAAGAUUGCUCAAAACUUACGUAAUUCUCGAAUACAGAAUGGAGCUUUAUCAUUAGAGAAAGUGGAAUUGAAUUUUAAUCUGCCAGAGCCACUACCGAAUCCAACAUCAUCAUCCUCGUCAUCAUCAACAAAAACACUGGAAGCUACAGAACAAGUAUCUGAAAAUAUCGCACCUGAAAGUUCAGGUACAUUAUGGCCUCAGGGAUUUUCUGUGAAAGUACGCAAUCCUGCACAUUACCUGAUUGAAGAAUGGAUGAUUGUUGCUAAUCAGGCUGUGGCUCGUUUCCUUUUUGGUCAUUUUGUUAAAAAAUUGAAAACUUUUCCAUCUUUAUCAUUUCCCGGUGUAUAUAAAACUCGUCAACGAUGGUUCGGUGCUAUGCUACGAAAUCAUCCAAAACCUAAUGAGAAAAAAUUCGAACAAUUGAUACAAAUAGCGAAGUCCAAUGAUAUAGAUUUGGAUGUUUCUAAUUCUGCAUCUCUCUCACAUUCGAUUAAAAAGUUGGUAGAAAGUCUCGCUGGUAAAGACUGUAACAAUGAAUCCCUUUUGCUGAAUUUAACCUGCUCUUUGAGUUAUAUGACGUAUGUUCGUCUUUCUGUUGCUCUUUACUUCAACCUAGAUAGUAUAUACAACAUACUAAGUAAACGAUAUCAAGGAAAAAAUUUAUUGGAGAAUAUCACUUCUGAUAAACAAUUCUUACAAAUGUUAUCCUUCAAUCCACAAUCAAUAGUAAAUGAAAGCAGUAAAAAUUUAUUGAAUUAUACAUGGCAUUAUGGACUAAGUAUACCAUUGUAUACACAUUUCACUUCACCUAUUCGACGAUAUGCAGAUUUAAUUGUUCAUCGUCAGCUGGCUGGUCUGUUGAAUUGUGAUGAUUCAUUUUAUCCAGAAUUGAAAGCUACAUUUUCACCAAGAUCAAAAUAUACUUGGAUUGAUAAGUAUUCGAGUGGUAAUCAUAAACAGAAGAGUUCAGAAAUUGAUUUAUUAGCUGCAUGGUGUAAUGAUCGUCGAUUAAAAGCUAGACGAGCUGGUGAAGCUAGUCAACGGUUAUUCUUGACAGCUUGUUUAAGAGAUUGUGGUCCGUUGUAUGAAAAUGGAAUUGUUAUGGAUCUAUCCUUUAAUAAAAUCAAGAUUUUGAUCACAUCGUUCGGUUUGGUUAUUGAUACAGAAGUUAAACAGUUUUUGAAAAAUGUUUUCAAGUGGAGUUUUGAUAAAAUGCCUUACGCAAAUGGCAUGGAGAAAGAUGUAACAAAUAACAAUGAAAAAAGGAACCAUAAUGGUAAUAGAUCAAUCGCAGAAGUCAGUCGUUCAAUUACAGUUACAUGGGAUGAUUCAGUCACUGAUUUUGUACAAAAUUCUAAUCAAUCAAAAAUAUCUAUUCUUUCAGUUUUACCUUGUCGGGUAUUUUGUCUUCCAAAUACACUAAUCCCACGUGUAGAAUUAGUAGAACCGAAUUUGAUAUCUAGUCAAGAUGUACAAAAAUAGUAGCCCUUUUUAAAAAAAAAGUAACAAAGAGCUUUUUAUGUACAGUGUAUUAUUUUUGAGAAAAUAAAAGUUCUCUAGUAA
This is a messenger RNA of Trichobilharzia regenti, 3344 nucleotides long. The record is from the annotation of a GenBank genome assembly. NCBI's taxonomy places the organism in Eukaryota, Metazoa, Platyhelminthes, Trematoda, Strigeidida, Schistosomatidae.